Molecule: messenger RNA, 879 nt
Organism: Truncatella angustata
Lineage: Eukaryota; Fungi; Ascomycota; Sordariomycetes; Amphisphaeriales; Sporocadaceae
Exons: 6
Coding region: 40-879 (279 amino acids)
Source: RefSeq, a predicted model, not a curated record
CCUCGGGUUACUAUCCAUCAAAGAUGCAUCCAAGCAAACAUGUGUUUUAUGGCUCUCAGCGAGACCUCUUGCUGUAUUUCUAGUCGACUUCCACUGAUAUGGCAGCCAGUCUAUGCACUAUGGACAACCCGUCAGAGUCGUGGCGAUGGUCCUGCUGCACUAGCAGCGCUGCAGUUCAAAGGAAGUUACAAGAUCCUGCCGAAUGCUUGCCCAACCCUUCCGGACGACAACUUGCACAUCUGUAGUGCGACCACUGGAACACCUCCACAAUCGCUAACAUUGCGGUUUACUAAAGAAGGGGCUAAGAUACCGGUUCCAAAGCGUGCAGUCAAGAUCUUUACGCAGGAUCAUGACCCAGGCAUACCGGUGACGGGCAAUUUUACGUUUGGAGUAGGGCUGGUCAUGGAUUCGAAUGCUGGUAUUGAGGAGGUCGCCAUUGGCUUGCUGGAUCUCGGGGAUGUGCGCAACCUGACAGCCUCCAACUACUCCACUCUGCCCGCUGCAAUGGCACGAAAAGCUGGCACGCCAGAUACACCGAAUGCCGCACUCUUCUUCGGUCGUAUCGACACACAGAAGACCAUGCUGGGCAUGCCUUUGACAUCACUCCAAACUGUCAGUCCUAGUGGAUCGGACAACAUACCGUUUUCCACGGAUCCGUUGGAGAUUGACAUUAGGCUUGGGUUUCCCACAAUCAACCUACCUUCUGCCAUAAUUCAUCAGAUAUACGGUAUCUUGGAAAUACGGUAUCCUAAGACUUUCGAUAAUGCCCCAUGGAUACCCUGCGAUAUGGCUUCCAGCAAGGAAGCAAAUGUUGAUUGCAGAGCCCGAGGUCUCGGGAAGGGUUGUUCAACAUAUGUCAUCUGUUGUGAUGGGGGAUGA